UCAUAUGCUCUCUUCCCUCUGUCUAGCUUUAGCUUUUCCAUCACAUAAAAAAAGUUUUCCCUUAAUUCAUGUUUGAUCCUUAAACAGAGGGAAUUGUUCCUUAUUCUCCUAGCCCUUUCAAUACUCAAACUUCUCAAUAACAUCUACUGUUUUAUUUUCAAGAAUUGUACUGUCUUGUCUUCAUCAUUUUCUUUUUCUUUUUUCAUUUUGUUCUUGCCUAUUCUUCUAUUAACAAACAAGUUUUAUUUUCUCUGUCAUUUACCUACAACUUAAUAUCAUUCAACUAUGGUUACCAUAUCAUCCUCCACGAACAGCACCUUCCAUGAGUUGCGAACUUUCAACUCAGAGAGCAAAACUCACCUCAGUGAUGCCAUUUUCUCACUAUACUUAAAUGACAAAGAAGGGACUGAACCAAGCCAAAAACUUGGUCGUUUUAACAGCAACAAAAAGUCUCCACUUAACCAUCCAGAAAAGAAGGAAGAAAAUGGAGAAAUUGGAGUGUUUGGGGCUGAAAAGUACUUCAAUGGAGGAGAAGUUAACACCCCAAGAGCUGCCAACAUAGUUGCUACAAGGUACCUUCACCAGAGAGAUGAAAACAUGGUUGUAGCAACUAGAAAGCACACAAUUCAGUAUGGAACUCCAAGCAUUCUAUCUGAAUCAACAACUUGCAACAGCCAAAGUGUGUUGUUGCAUGGUGGAAUGAGGAAUUCUUUAAAGAGCAGAAAAGAGAAGGGACAGGCCAAGAGUGUUCUAGCUGGUCUUGGUUUCAAGUGCUCUUGUUCUGAUAAAGAUUCUGUUGAUGCAGGUGAAAUCAGUUUUAACAAAACUGCUUCUUAUGGUGCAGUUCAUGGCAAAACAACACCAAGAAAGCUCAUUGAUAUUGCUGCUCUAGAUGCUUCUCAUUCAAUUAAAGUAAGUAAGCCUAAUGCAGAACUUUUGAAAAUCAGUAGAGAUGUUUACUUCCAGAAGCAAGAGAACACAGAAAAAAACAGUAUAGCAUUCUCAACCAUGAGUCCUGGCUUAGGAAACCAAAACCAUGUCAAAAUGCAACAACUUACACCAGAGGAAGAAGAGCAACCAAGGAAAUCACUAGAGGUGUUUGGCUCCCCAAUAUUGAGAAACAAGAGAAAUUCUUUGAGCUUUGAUAAAAGGUUGAUAAUGCCCGUAAGAGAUGCUGCACCUAAAGUGGAAGAGAUUGAAGCAUGCUACAAUGAUGCUGCCAGUGAUGCAAGUUCAGACUUGUUUGAGAUUGAAAGCAUCAAAGGAAAAACCAACCCUUUCCUUGCAAGGCAAGCAUCAGAUGUAGCUUCAAGCUGUGUCAGCCCCACAAAUUAUGCACCAAGUGAAGCAAGCAUAGAGUGGAGUGUGGCCACAGCCAGUGCUGCAGUCAUGUCAGAUUGUGAAGAUCAAAUGUCUGAGGAAACCAUAAGGAGUCCAAUAAAAACAUCAUUCACUCCCUCAAAUGUAAAAGCAAAAGCCAAUAAAGAGGUUCAGAGAAGGCGCCCUAGCGUGUUGUUGGGUUGCAAGAGCCACAAAGCUGUUAGAGUUGCUGGUGAUGCCUUCAUAACCUAUGAGAAAACAAGUUCAACCCCACAAUUUCGUAAUAAGACUAAUUCCUCUCAGUUGGCAAGGUUUCCUUCAGAGACAAAACUUGGAAAUUUUGGUGCAAGGCAUGGACAACAUCAUGCUUAUGCCACACCAACACUGCAGCACUCUCACUCACCACAUGCUUCAAAACUACUAUACAUUUAGGAAUAUGAAAUUUUUUUUGUUUCUUUCUUUUGGUUUGGGAAUUUUGUUCAGUUAUGUAUAAGGAUAACGGGAGUGUCAAAGGGAAAGGGAGCAUCGGCUUCAAAAUCCCAUCUCAAAAGUAAGGUUAAGGUGUCUCUUGUGUACUACUUACUACCUAUCGCUCAUAGUAAUCUUCUUGUACUUUUCUGUUGGCUUUGAUAUCAUAUAUAUUUCCAUUCGGUAUUUGCAGUUUCUGGUUUAUCAUAAUGGGAAGAAAAUGGAUGCUUUGUAGUGAUGCAUUUGAUUUCAUAUAAAGAAAGGGAUGUGAAAAGUGACCUCGUACCGUGAACACGUACAUGAGAAAAAUGCCACUCCCUGGGACACAAGCCUA
This is a messenger RNA of Abrus precatorius (Indian licorice), 2122 nucleotides long. RefSeq names its product protein PHYTOCHROME KINASE SUBSTRATE 1-like. The coding region runs from base 286 to 1752 and encodes 488 amino acids. Gene Ontology annotation, biological process: phototropism. The record is from RefSeq and is a predicted model, not a curated record. The transcript has a single exon. NCBI's taxonomy places the organism in Eukaryota, Viridiplantae, Streptophyta, Magnoliopsida, Fabales, Fabaceae.